AGCAACACACUACAAUACUUCACUAGCAUUAAAGGCUCCUCUCCUUCCUCCCACCACCUCUCUCUCUCUCUUUCUGUCAACCAGAGUCCAAAGCUUCCAAAAUCAAACUCUCAUCUCAAUCUCUCCAUAUCUGCUGCCAUCUCUCUUUCUCUCUGCAUCCUUCGAAGCUCCAUUGCGGCGUCUGUCUUCGAUGCUCACUCUGUAGAGUGUAAAUGCGUUGUGUUUGGCUAUGGAUUUGUAGAUCUUUGCCUCAUUUUGUGGAUCUGCCACUUCACAUACGCGCAUUGUCCCACUUUUCUCUCUCAUAGGGUUUACGGCUGUACUCAGUCUUGGUUGCCUGCUGCUCUGUUUUGCUGUAUUUGCUCUUCGUUAUGUGUUCUCUCAAUGUGACUCUGCAAUGCCAUGACGUGGCUCGCCGGAACCCUAGCAACUUUCGUUGCAUCUCUGAUCAGGCUGCUGUUCUGCUUCGAGGUCGUCUUUGCUUCUGACCAUGGUCUUUGUGGAUUCUAGUUUGGCUUGAAAGAUGAUGCCAUUUUUCAUGCUGCUCCUUAUUUGCUUGCUUACCUUUGCUUUUACUUGUUCAGGGCAUCCGUUAUUGCAUAUACACUUGUCUCCUUCUUCUCAGCCAAAUUGGCAAUUAUCUGCAAAGGAAAAUUUGGUGGAACAUGGAAGGUUGUUUUCUAUGAGUGUGCCAUUUGUUCAAUCACAGCUGCCUCCAAAGCACAUGGUUAAGCCUUCUGUUCCACCUGCAAUUUCUCCAGUUUAUCAGGCAUCUGCUUUUGGUCCUAGCAAAGCUCCCAUACAUAGAUAUCAUAGUCAUCAUCAUCAUCAUCGUGUGAAACCUGUUGGGGUUGCUGGCCCUCCUUCUGAAGACCAAGGUUGUGAUCAAGUAUGCAUUGAGCCACUUACAGCAGCUCCAUAUGGCUCUCCACCAUGUGGUUGUGUUUUUCCUAUGAAAGUCAGACUUCUUUUAGAUGUAGCUCCUUAUGCUGUUUUUCCUGUAAUGGAUCAGCUAGAAAUUGAGAUUGCAGUAGGAACAUAUUUGGAACAAAGUCAAGUGAAAAUAAUGGGUGCCAGUGCUGAUAGUCAAAAUCAAGGAAAAACUGUUGUAGAUAUCAACUUGGUUCCAUUGGGAGAUAAGUUUGAUAAUACCACUGCAAUACUGACAUAUGAUAGAUUUUUGCAUAAGAAGGUACCUCUAAAUAACACUCUUUUUGGUGUUUAUGAAGUGAUAUCAAUUAGCUAUCCAGGUAAUAACCUCAUUUAUCCCCAAGUCUGUACUGUUUUACCAUUGUAUUACUGUGCAUUGGUUAUGACUUUAGAGUCUGCAACAGGGAUUCCUUCUUCACCACCAUACCCAGAUUACAUGGGGAAUGGUCCUAGUGGAAGUGCUGGGAAUCUUCCUAUUACUGCAAAUUUUGUGAGCAAGAGCCAGAAGAUGAAUCUUAGAACCAUUGCAAUCAUUGCUUUAUCAGCGUUUGUGGUCUUACUGGUUUUCACUGGGGCUGUCUUCAUUUGUAUAAGAUGGAGAAAGUUUGGAAGACCAUCAAGUGCAGUUGGUCCUACAUUUGCAGCAUCCAUAAAAAAACGAACUGGCAUUGGGUCUUUCUUGUCAAGUAGUAUUGCAAGCUCAACAUCAAUGUCCCUUGUGUCAACCAUGGCUCCUUGUGUGCUUCCUGUUAGAACCUUUCCAUAUCCUGAGCUUGAGAAAGCAACAGAGAAGUUCAGUUCAAAGAGGAUUUUGGGUGAAGGGGGGUUUGGACGUGUUUACCAUGGGAUUAUGGAAGAUGGAACUGAGGUUGCAGUUAAACUGCUUACACGGGAUAAUCAGAAUGGAGACCGUGAAUUUAUUGCAGAAGUUGAGAUGUUAAGUAGAUUGCAUCACCGUAAUCUUGUGAAGUUGAUCGGUAUAUGCAUAGAAGGACGCACUCGGUGCUUGGUCUAUGAACUUGUUCCCUAUGGCAGUGUUGAAUCCCACUUGCAUGGCUUGGACAAGACAAGUGGACCUCUUGACUGGGAUGCACGGUUAAAGAUUUCCCUUGGAGCAGCUAGAGGAUUAGCCUAUCUUCAUGAAGAUUCUAACCCUCGUGUAAUUCAUCGAGAUUUCAAGGCUAGCAACGUAUUACUAGAAGAUGACUUCACACCCAAGGUCUCUGAUUUUGGUUUGGCAAGGGAAGCAACUGAAGGAAGUCAUCAUAUUUCUACGAGGGUCAUGGGAACUUUUGGGUAUGUUGCCCCUGAAUAUGCAAUGACAGGGCAUCUGCUUGUUAAGAGUGAUGUUUACAGUUAUGGGGUUGUUUUGCUUGAGCUUCUAUCUGGAAGAAAACCUGUGGACAUGUCCCAACCUCCAGGGGAGGAAAAUUUAGUAACAUGGGCACGUCCAUUGCUAACCAGUAGGGAAGGAUUGGAGCAGUUGGUGGAUCCCUCCUUGGCGGGAACUUACGAUUUCGAUGACAUGGCUAAGGUGGCAGCAAUUGCUUCUAUGUGUGUUCAUCCAGAGGUGACUAACAGACCCUUCAUGGGUGAAGUAGUUCAGGCUCUAAAGCUAAUAUACAAUGACAUGGAUGAGACUUGUGGAGACAACUGUAGUCAAAAGGAGUCUUCUGUUCUGGAUUCUGACUAUAAAGUAGACCUUGCCCCUUCCGACAGUAGUUGGUGGAAUGCUGGCGGGAUAUCCCCUCGAAUAACUUAUGGGCAAGCGUCUUCUUUCAUUACAAUGGAGUACAGUUCCGGUCCACUUGAAGAGAUGGAAAAUAGACCGUUUUCAGCUUCGAGUUUGGUUGGGGAUCGGUUGUCUUUAGCUAAUAGGCAGGGGAACAGAUCAGGUCCCCUGAGAACAAUACGGAAUAAACCAGCAUUUUAUAGAUCAAGAGGAAGCAUGAGUGAGCACGGUGGGCUGCUUUUAAGACGAGUUUGGGACGAUGGAUAUUGGGUAUGAGGUUGCUUUUGAGAAUGGUUUCCAAGUGUACAGUUCUUAGGACCAAGAAGUCUUGGUUGAUGUAAUUUAGGCAUUUGGGAUUUUAUAUUAGUUUACAUGUUUGGAGAGACCUUUUCUUCUGAUUUUCAAAAUCUUGAUUCAUUAAUACACAAGUUGGAGAUGUAAGCAGAAUACAUUUUGUAUUCUACAUCUGUUUAAUUGUUUCAUAUGCAAUGUUUGGUAGGCUGUAAUGCAAUCAAAUUUUCUAUUGAGAUUCAAUAGAAAAUUUGCUUGCAAUACAGCGUACCAAAUAUAGUCUUAUAAUUUGCUGUUC
Manihot esculenta (cassava) is the source of this 3251-nucleotide messenger RNA. Its product is annotated as receptor-like serine/threonine-protein kinase ALE2. Bases 524 to 2938 code for a protein of 804 amino acids. The transcript is spliced from 8 exons. Gene Ontology annotation, biological process: protein phosphorylation. Lineage: Eukaryota; Viridiplantae; Streptophyta; Magnoliopsida; Malpighiales; Euphorbiaceae. Gene Ontology annotation, molecular function: ATP binding; protein kinase activity. The record is from RefSeq and is a predicted model, not a curated record.